Lotus japonicus is the source of this 832-nucleotide messenger RNA. Its product is annotated as protein MOTHER of FT and TFL1. The coding region runs from base 45 to 614 and encodes 189 amino acids. Gene Ontology annotation, biological process: response to abscisic acid; positive regulation of seed germination. The transcript has 4 exons. NCBI's taxonomy places the organism in Eukaryota, Viridiplantae, Streptophyta, Magnoliopsida, Fabales, Fabaceae. The record is from RefSeq and is a predicted model, not a curated record.
AGCACACUUGAAAGACACUACCACCACCAAAAGCACUAGAGCUUAUGCCUUCUUCUAAACUGAGUCUGUUGUGCAUUGCUUUUGUUGUGAUCAUCAUGGCUGCAUCUGUUGAUCCUCUGGUUGUGGGAAGAGUGAUCGGAGAUGUGGUUGACAUGUUUGUUCCAUCAGUGAACAUGUCUGUUUACUUUGGUUCAAAGCAUGUCACCAACGGCUGUGACAUCAAGCCUUCCAUUUGUAUCAGCCCUCCAAAGGUCACUCUCACCGGCAACAUGGACAACCUCUACACCCUGGUUAUGACUGACCCUGAUGCACCAAGCCCCAGUGAGCCCAGUCUUCGCGAGUGGAUACACUGGAUCGUUGUUGACAUUCCUGGGGGAACAAACCCAAACCGAGGAAAAGAGGUGCUACCUUAUGUUGGGCCAAGACCCCCAGUGGGCAUUCACCGCUUCAUAUUUGUGUUGUUCAAGCAGAAGAGGCCACUAGGGCUUGUUGAGCAGCCACCAACCCGUGCAAGCUUCAACACCCGCUACUUCGCUCAGCAACUUGAGUUGGGCCUCCCUGUGGCGACUGUUUACUUCAACUCACAGAAAGAGCCUGCAACUAAGAAGCGUUGAACACUUCUCCCCCUCAAUGAAGAAUACAGUAGUUGCCAUAUACCUGCAAUUAAUCAACAUAUAACAUGUAACAUAUGGCAUGCUGCUUUAGUAUAAAUAAUGAGUAUGAGGGAGGUUGUGUCUUCGUGUAUAGUUUUAUCAAUUAUAUAUAAUAUAAAAUAAUAUAAAAUCCUAGCUAGUUGAGAGGACUAUUUAUGUCUUAUGUCUUCAUUCAUGCA